Molecule: messenger RNA, 2099 nt
Organism: Athene cunicularia (burrowing owl)
Lineage: Eukaryota; Metazoa; Chordata; Aves; Strigiformes; Strigidae
Gene: ST8SIA4
Product: ST8 alpha-N-acetyl-neuraminide alpha-2,8-sialyltransferase 4
Exons: 6
Coding region: 259-1338 (359 amino acids)
Biological process (GO): N-glycan processing; oligosaccharide metabolic process
Molecular function (GO): alpha-N-acetylneuraminate alpha-2,8-sialyltransferase activity
Source: RefSeq, a predicted model, not a curated record
UGUCCCCCCGGCCGAGGAGAGCGAGCUGCUGCCUGAGAGCCUCUGGCUUCUGUGUAGGGGAGAACAAGGUGAAAGAAGACAAAUUAAACGCCAAACAACCCCCAGCGUCAGCGCUCGCCUUAUUUUAAAUAUUUUUUCUUUAAUUAUUUCUAAAAAAGAAAUCAUUGUGGUUUUAGUAAUUUGUGCUGCGUGUGGAGUUGUUUUUCGCUCACCCCUGACAAAGGAGAAGGGGGAGGAGGACCACGUUUCGCAGAAGACAUGCGUUCAGUCAGGAAGAGGUGGACUGUGUGCACGAUAAGUCUCCUCCUUAUCUUUUAUAAGACGAAAGAAAUAGCGCGGACCGAAGAGCGCCAGGAGGCACCUCUCGCUGGAGAUGGCGAACUGAGUUUGAGUAGAUCAGUGAUCAACAGCUCUGAUAAGGUUAUUCGAAAGGGUGGCUCCUCAAUCUUCCAGCAUGCUGUAGAAGGUUGGAAAAUCAAUAAUUCUUUGGUGCUGGAAAUAAGAAAGAACAUUCUCCGAUUCUUGGAUGCUGAAAGAGAUGUCUCAGUGGUCAAAAGCAGCUUCAAGCCAGGAGAUGUAAUACAUUAUGUAUUGGACAGACGUCGCACCCUAAACAUUUCUCAGGAUUUGCACAGACUUCUGCCUGAAGUUUCCCCAAUGAAGAAUCGCCGAUUUAAAACCUGUGCAGUUGUUGGGAAUUCUGGCAUCCUUCUGGACAGUGGAUGUGGAAAAGAGAUCGAUAGCCAUGACUUUGUAAUAAGGUGCAAUCUAGCUCCUGUGGUGGAGUUUGCUGCCGAUGUGGGAACUAAAUCUGAUUUUAUUACCAUGAACCCAUCAGUUGUACAAAGAGCAUUUGGAGGCUUUCGGAAUGAGAGUGACAGAGAAAAAUUUGUGCAUAGGCUAUCCAUGCUGACUGACAGUGUCCUUUGGAUCCCUGCUUUCAUGGUCAAAGGUGGAGAGAAGCAUGUGGAGUGGGUUAAUACAUUAAUCCUUAAGAAUAAAUUGAAAGUGCGAACCGCCUAUCCAUCACUGAGACUUAUUCAUGCUGUCAGAGGCUAUUGGCUGACAAACAAGGUCCACAUUAAACGACCCAGCACUGGUCUCCUCAUGUAUACUCUUGCCACCAGAUUUUGUGAUGAGAUUCACCUGUAUGGAUUUUGGCCAUUCCCAAAGGAUUUACAUGGAAAACCAGUCAAGUAUCAUUAUUAUGAUGAUCUGAAAUACCGGUACUUUUCUAAUGCCAGUCCUCAUAGGAUGCCAUUAGAGUUUAAAACAUUGUAUGUAUUACAUAACAGAGGAGCACUUAAAUUAACAACAGGGAAAUGCAUACAGCAAUAAAGCACAUAUAAAGUACAAUAAGAAGUACAGAAUACACGCUUCAUCAUAAAGAUGUUGUGGAUUGACAAUGGGAUCUCAGUGAGGAUAUAUUUCAAUACCCACUAAGACAUCAGAGAAAGGAAUUUUAUCAGAAUUACAUAACCAGCUGUUACACCUGUAAAGUGCUAUAACUAAGCUAUCUUGACUGCAAGGAUUUAAGUAAGUGCCACUUUCACUAAAAAUAAAGCUUGAAUGUAUACUCAGUAGUGUUUACAGGAUCCAGUGACAUAUUCAUCAUUAAUUGAAGGGGAAAAAUAUGUCCUGCUUACUACUGACUUGAUGCUGUGGUCAGACAGCCUACAGAAGAAAUCCCCAGUGGAUGGAAUAUUUUCUUGAGCAAAUCAACCAGGUUUUGGCAGAAAAGAUGAGAAUUGAUAGAAUUGAGUAGAAAAAGUGAAGUCCAUAAGAUCAAACAAAUUAGUAAAUACCUUCAGUCAGAGGACUGUUUUUUUAUCUUGUAAUAAAACCUCAGCUUUUGUUGAGGUUUUUCUUACUGCUAUUGAUUGGGUUUCGUUGCUUUUAAGUAUUGGAGCCCUUAAACGAUUUUGAGGAUGUUAUGAAUAAUUAAAAGUAUUUAUCUUAUGGAAUUGUCUUAGGAAAAAUAUUUGUGAGGGUGGAGGGAAACAUCAAAUAUUUUAUCAAUUGUUAUUGUGCUGUAUCCUGCUGUCACACAACCCAUAUAAUGUCCCAAUUGUUUUUCUAGCUACUGCUGUCAGUACCUA